This is a messenger RNA of Peromyscus californicus insignis, 7701 nucleotides long. RefSeq names its product protein arginine N-methyltransferase 9-like. NCBI's taxonomy places the organism in Eukaryota, Metazoa, Chordata, Mammalia, Rodentia, Cricetidae. The record is from RefSeq and is a predicted model, not a curated record. The transcript has 5 exons. The annotation marks the transcript as partial.
AUAUUUUUCUUUCUUACUAAUGCAGACUACUGGAUAAAGCCUGGGGACCAUGUGACAAUGGAAGCAUCUUGUCAGGACUGUUACCUGAGAAUCCAGAGCAUCAAUAUUCUGAAUUUGGAACAUGAAAUGGAAGUUAUAAAAAAUUUUACCAAGAGUGAAGACUUGCUCUCUCUAGGGAAUGAGGCUGAGCUCUGCAGUGCUCUAGCUAACCUUCAGACCAGUAGAGCAGAUGCUCUGGAGCAGACCUGUGUGUUAGAACCUACAGAGAUUGCUUUGCUCAAUAAUAUUCCAUAUCAUGAAGGCUUUAAGAUGGCGAUGAGGAAGGUGUUGUCUUCACUGGCCCCAGAGAAGCUGUGGCAGCCUGUGGAUCCUCCUGGUCAGGAUACUGAGAUGAACUCUGGAAGUGGACAGAGCUCAAUUGCGCCGAGCACCUCUGACCCUUUCUAUGUGUUGGAUGUGUCUGAAGGCUUCUCUCUUUUGCCUAUAAUUGCUGGAACACUUGGUGAGGUUAAGCCCUAUAGUUCUGUGGAGAAAGACCAGCAUUGUGUCACUUUGGACCUCAUAUCUGAAGCCAAUCACUUCCCUAAGGAAACACUUGAGUUUUGGCUGAGACAUAUAGAGGAUGAAGCUGCUGUGUUGCAAAGGCCCAAAUCAGACAAAUUGUGGAGCAUAAUUAUAUUAGAUGUCAUUGAGCCAUCUGGGCUCAUUCAGCAGGAAAUAAUGGAAAAAGCUGCAAUAUCCAGGUGUUUGUUGCAGUCUGGAGGCAAGAUCUUCCCCCAGUAUGUGUUAAUGUUCGGGAUGCUCGUGGAGUCACAGACACUGGUAGAAGAGAGUGCUGUUCAAGGAACAGAGCAUACUCUCGGGUUAAACAUAGCACCUUUUAUUAACCAGUUUCAGGUGCCUAUCCGUGUAUUUCUGGAUUUAUCUUCAUUGCCAUGUAUCCCUUUAAGCCAGCCAGUGGAACUCUUAAGAUUAGAUCUAAUGACUCCGUAUUUGAACACUUCCAAUAGAGAAGUAAAGGUUCGCAUUUGUAGAUCUGGACAAGUGACCGCUGUCCCAUUUUGGUUUCAUUUGUGCCUUGAUGAUGAAGUCAGGCUGGACACCUCAGGCGAAGCCUCCCACUGGAAACAAGCUGCCGUGGUCCUGGAAAAUCCCAUCCGGGUGCAAGUGGGGGAGGAGCUUGUGCUCAGUGUUGAGCAUCACAAAAGCAAUGUCAGCAUCACAGUGAAGCAGUCAUGGUGCUUGGUUGCAGUGAUAGAAACCCUAACUAAGACAAUCAUGGCAGGCAUGGUGCUGGAGAAGGAGUUGAAAGUUCUGCAUUCUGACCCAUAGCAGCAGGAAGAGUGAGUGAACCACUGGGUCUGGCUUGAGCUUCUGAAACCUCAAAACCCAUGCCCAGUGACACACUUCUGUAGAUGUAACCAACCGUCUUAUUAAAAAAGAAACACAGAGCCAAUACAGAGAUGAAAGCCAAGAGGUCAGAGCAAUAGCUAAGAGCUAAAAACCUUACCCUUCACUGUCGCUGUUGUUGUGCCUCUCCGAAAGAGACCUACUUCCUGUGUGUCUGUCUUUUUAUAGUGUUUCUGUUCUGCCUUCUCAUUGGUUGUAAACCCAACCACAUGACCGCUUCAUCACUGCCUGUCUAUACAGGCCUCCAGGUCUUCUAUGGUUGGUAUUGAGAUUAAAGGCAUGUGUCCCCAAUGCUGGCUGUAUCCUUGAACACACAGAGAUCUACCUAGCUCUGCCUACCAAGUGCUGGGAUUAAAGGUUUGCACCACCACUGCCCAGCUUUCGCUAUGGCUUGCUUUAUUUAUAAACUUUAUUUAUUAACACACAAGUCACAUUUCAGUACAAAUAAAAUAUCACCACACUUCCUCCAAUAAGUCUGCACCCACUCCAACAAGGCCACAUCUCCUAAUUCUUUCAAAUAAUGCCACUCCCUAUGAGUCUAUGGGGUCCAUUUUCAUUCACAUCAGCAGACUGGGGACAGUAGUCUGAGAUGGAAGUUACUGUCUUUCAGACCUUGAAAUACUUCAUUCUUAACUCUCCUCUUUUAUAAUUUGUUAAGGAAUGUGCUAUUUUGAUGAGUCAGUCUUUAUAAUGUGACUUUUUUCUUUUGCAACUGUGUAUUUUUAGUGUUUUGAUACUAAGAUAACAUGGGAGGUUUGGUAUUCUAAAUGCCUCCAGUACCUGUAUGAGCAUCUUAGAUAUGGUGCAGUUUCUUGGGGCAAUUUAUAGAAAAUUUUCCUGCACCUUUGACAUGAAACUUAAUCUGUCCGUGAUUCAUAGAUUUGGUGCUUUCAUAGUUCCUCAUGACUCCUGCAUGUUUCAAGUGUGCACACCCACACGCACACACGCAUGCACAUGUACACACAUAUAUUUGGUUUCUCAAGAAAGGAUUUCUUUGUGUAGCCUUGGCUGUCCUGGAACUAGCCCUGUAGUCGAGGCUGGCCUCAAACUCACAGAGAUCUGCCUGCCUCUGCCUCUGAGUACUGAGAUUAAAGUGCUGGGAUUAAAGGCAACACCACCACUGCCCAGCCCAGGCAUAUUUUUUAAAUUAAUGUAUCUUUGUUAAUGAACAUCCAAUUCCUCAUUGUCCUCAAGCUUUGAUAUUCUUGUCCUCUGCAUGGUCCUUUGUGUUGCUGAAUCUUUCCACGGAUCUCUAUUUGAAUUAUUGGAAUUUUCAUUUCCGUUUGUUUGGUCUUUCUUCAGUGUCUUUUACUAGUUUCCAUUUCCAUAUCUUAUGCUGACCUCCUUCUUUCAUUCACUCUGCAUGUUCUCUUGGAAUUCAGGAGUUCGUGUCUUCUUAUUUUUUAAUGUAUUUAUAAUCAUCUUUUGAUUCUUGAGAUUUCAUUAAUGUGCUCUCACCAGAUGUGGUUACUGUGAGUUUGGUAGGUUUCACACAGCUGUAUUGUCUUGGUAUUCCAGUUUCCUGUGCUUUUGCCCUGAACUUAAACCUCUGUUGUUAGGUUGUUGGCUGAUGGGGCUGGAGACUUGACUCAGCAGCUAAGAGCACUGGCUGUUCUUGCAGAGGACUCGAGUUCGAAUCCUAGCACCUACAUGGCAGCUCACAACAGUUCUAGUUCCCAAGGAUCUGAUGCACAAUUCUGGCUUCCAUGGGCACCAGGCAUGCACACUGGUGCAUAGACUUACACGCAGGCGAGACAUCCAUACACACAAAAAGUAAAGUACUAACUGGGAGAUGGCCUAGGAAUUAAGAACAUGUGUUGCUCUUGCAGAGGACCUGAGUUUGGUUCCCAGCACCUGUUUAUAGCUCACAGCCAUCUGUAACUCUAGUUCUGGGGGAUCUGACCCCCUCUUCAGAUCUCAGGCACCAAGCACACAGGUGGUACACAGAUGUACACUUAGGAGAAAUUUUUUAAAAUUACGUUGUGGGGGGCCAUCACCCACCCCCACCCCCCCACUUCCACAGAGUACUCUUGAGUAGAAGCAGCAGGAAAUAGUAGAUAGAAGUAAAGAGGGGAGAGAAACAGAAAAUACAAGAUAGCCUCAGGAGGGCCUGGAUCCUAAUCCAUCGGGGCCUGACUGUCUCUGCCCCAGGGAUUUUAAAGGAACACCAAGGGGCGGAGCAAAAGACCUCCCCCGAGCACAGCCAAGUGCAGACCAUCUCAGAUACCUGGUACUUGGGCCCGUGGUCCAGUCAUCCUCUUUAUGCAGACCUGCUGGAUAAAGCCUAAAUGGGCUCCAAUAUUACAUCACCUUUAUUCUUUCAGUGAAAGUGUUGCAGUGUUAGAGGGAUAAGGAUGUGGUUGAGGUGUUGUUUUCUUCUGCUAGAUUGCUGUCCCUGGCCUGGUCCCCAGUUCUCCUCUGACAACAGUGUCUGCUACAAUAAAUGCUAUCAAGGGUAGGUCAACUGUGAAAAUACUGUCACGGCCACAUGAAAAUGAGCCAUCCCUUACACGCUCUUUCAGGAAGUCAAGGAGCACUGCUCGUACCUUGGACACCAGGUAUGAGGGGAAGGAGGGAGAGUGAGACUAGUGUUUAGUGUUAGUGCAGCGGAGAAGUCGGAGAGGAGUAAGGAGCAUGAGACGGGAGAUACACAGAUCAGAUAACACAGCAGCCCGGCUCUUAGGAGGCUGACACAGACCCCACCAACCAGCGGAGCCUGGGUGCUUUGAGAAAGGAACAAAGAGUAGCUCUAGAACAACAAACUGACAGGAUAAAUGUGAAAGUGCUGGAUGGUAACCAUAUGAAAGCCGUCUGUCCUGUUGUCGGGAUUCAGUCUCAAGUCUAGGCACGUUUGCCGUGGUUUCCAGAAGCCUGACAUGCUCUUAGGUAUUUCACGGCUAGGACUUAGCUAUUGGUCACAGUGCCCUGGGUGUCGUUCCCACCGCCCCCAAGGAUCUCGUUUGGAAUGCUGUUCCUGCUUCUGGGCUUCCCUUUUGCAGGCUGGGUUACAGACGCUGAGGUCUCACCUCUAGUUAAGCCUCCAGGAAGCUGUUGGCCAAUGUCGACCCUGCUGUUGUGUGUCCAGUGUCCAGCAUGCUGUUUAGAGCUUGUGUCUAAGCUCCCCCAGCAGACUCUGGCUCUAUCCUGGUCUCCAGGUCACUGAAUCCAGUGAGUUUUUGUUUCAAAGACUUCCAUAGUCUAGAAGUAUUCUACUGGCCAGGUUUUCAGUAUGACUGACAGUUGAUGAAUUUCCUCAAGAGUAUGGUUCACUGCGUGUCUUGGGUUGCAGAGACACAGAGGCAGCAGGGGCCUUAAUUUGAGGUAACCCUGCAGCUGCUGAUCAUGCCCAAUCUUCACAUUGUACUGGGCUGGGGCUGCACUAAAAUCGACAAGGAAGCGAGCCUUGAUGUGGGACCUGGCUGGAGCCAAGUGCUCAGCUCUCAGUGCAGACAGAGUGAAGGUCUGGAGGGACGCAGUCCUGUGGUGUGGUGGCAGGAACAUGAAGUGGCUUGUCAUAUUUUUUUUUUUUUUUUUUUUUUUUUGGUUUUUCGAGACAGGGUUUCUCUGUGUAGCUUUGCGCCUUUCCUGGAACUCACUUGGUAGCCCAGGCUGGCCUCGAACUCACAGAGAUCCGCCUGGCUCUGCCUCCCAAGUGCUGGGAUUAAAGGCGUGCGCCACCACCGCCCGGCUGUGGCUUGUCAUAUUAUGUCCACAGUCAGGAAGGAGCAGACAGCACUUGCUGGCCACUUUUGUCUGCUUUAUUGAAAUGUUUGUUCAGGAUUUUCCUCAUUUGUAGCAGGGAUGCUCUGUUACCGAGCUGUAUGAGUUCUUUAUAGGUAUUAGCUUCUUUUAAGCUAGAUAUUGUUUGCAAGUCUUUUUCCCAGUAGGUAGGCUGCUGCUUGAGGUCACUGAUAUUUUUCCUUUGCUCUGUAGAAGGUUUUGAUGGAUAUAGUUGUUCUAUCCUUAGGGGAGCUCUAGAUAUGGCAAGUAAAACAGUGUAGGUGUUUUGUGUGGAAAGCAAAGACGAGAAAAGGUCGGUGUCCAGCACAAAUGCCAUCUUCCCAGGGCUUUGUGACCUAGGGCUGUUUGAAUCUGUGGGUGCACAGGUGUCAUCUGUUGUAGAAUGUGGCAGAUCAAGUCCUGCUCACUCAUGUUUUGUUUUUGUGGGCUAAACUUAUGGUGUGAUAUUUUAACUUUUUUGAGAAUAUAAUUACAACAUUUCUCCAUUUCCUUUCCUACUCGCAAAGUCUCCCAUAUAUCCCUCCCUGCUCUCCUUCAAAUUCAUGGCCUCUUUUCUCAUUGUUAUUACAUGCAUAUAUGUACACAUAUAUAUUCCUAAAUAUAAUGUGCUCGGUCUGUAUAAUGCUACCUGUAUUUAAGUUUUUAGGAGCUGAGCAUUUGGCACUAGACAACUAAUUAUUAUGCUUUUCCAUGGAAAAGACCAUCUCUCCUACUCCCAGCUUUCCUCAGUUGCCUACAGUUCUUUGUGUAGGGUUGAGGCCUGUGGGGUUUUCCCUUGGUGUUGUCCUUGUUCAGCUCACAUUUGGGCAGUCAUGUUGGUGAGACUUUAGGGGUGUAGCUUCUGACAUUACUAGGAGACACAAUCUCACAGCAAAGUCCCUGAUCCUCUGGGUCUUACAAUCUUCUUGUUCCCUCUUCUGCAAUGUGUUCCCUCUUCCACAAUGUUCCCUGAGCCUUAGGUGUGGGAGUGUUUUGUAGAUGUGUCCACUGGGACUGGGCUCCACAACUGCAUUUGGCUAUGGUUUUCUGUAAUGGUCUGUUGCAGAUAAGUUUCCUUGAUGAGGGGUAAAAACUACACUUAUCUGUGGUUAUAAGGACAGAUGUUUAUAGACUGUUGUUAGGGAUUAUGCUGGUUUAGUAAAUCAGUGGUUGUAGAUUCUCCUCCAGUAAUCACUGGCACUAAGUAGUUAGCCAGGUUUCCAGUCCCAGGCAGGUUUCCUCUUGUCGAGCAGCUCUUCAGUCCAGUUAGGCUGUUGGUUACCGCCAAGGUGUGCAUGCUGCUGUUGCGCCUUAGGGUCAUCAUGGCAUGCGGGUUGUCGAUGUGGGUCUGCCAUAGCUGGGUAGGACUUUGGAAGCUUGCAUGGUACCUUCUGGUGUGGUGUUCUGAAAGUCACUGGCAAAGCCAAUGGUUCAGGGCCUUCUCUUAGUUUUGUUACCGGUCUCACAUUUGUGUGCCUUGCACAGUGAGUUGAUUUUGGUGUCUGGUGUAAAAUAAGGGUCCGGUUUCAUUCUCUGGGAUGUGGAAUCCAGACUUCUUGGGACAAUCCCUGGAUGGAAGCUAUUUUUUCUUAGUGUGCCCACUAGGUGCUCUUGUCAGCAAUUAUUCUGACUUUCUAUUUUGUUCUACUUGUCUGGUUUUUGUUAGCGUCACACUUUUUUUCCUUUAAACAUUUUUAUUUAUGUGUUUUGCCUGUAUACAUGCCUGUGCACCAGUGUGCAUGCCUGUGCCUGAGCUGGUCAGAAGAGGGCACUAAAUUUCCCGAACUACAGUUACAAAUGGUUUUGAGUUACCAUGUUGGUGCUGGAAAUCAAUCUUGGGUCCUCUGGGAGAGCAGCCAAUGUUCUUGACCACUGAGCAAACUCUCCAGCCCACCACACUGUUGACCACUGAGGCUCUGUAACAAUUCUUUCUUGAGGUGUGGGGUAUGUGUGUGUUUCUUGCUAUGGUGCUCAGGCUAAUCUCAAACACUGGGUUCAAAUGACCCUUUUCAACCUCCUAUGCGGGAUGACAGGGGCUUGAACCAUGGCACCCAGCUUGUAUUUCAAAUCAGGAAAUGCCAUGUGUCCAAUUUUCCUCAGAAGUGGUCUGACCUUUUUAAAAAUAUUUCUAUAUGAAUUUUAGGGCUGUUCUUUGCCUGAAUCAUGCCACUAGGAUUCUGAUGACGUUACAUUGGAUCUAUAUCUUCCUGUUGGUAGUGUGGACAUUCUGAUAAGAUUUAUUCUGAGUCACAGGGUAUCCUUCCAUUUAGCUUCAUUUUCUGAUUCUUUGACCAGUGUUUUGUUUUUGUUUUUGGCCUAGACCAGACUGGGGAACUCAUCAAGUGCCGCCUGCCUCUGCUUCCUGAAUGCUGGGAUUAAAGGUGUACACCAUUAAGUCUAGCUCAAAAAUAAAAAAACAUGUGGACUUCUAAUCAAACAAUUUUUGCUAAAACAUUAAGAAUUUAUGUUUAAAGAGUAACUCACAGCCAGGUUGGUGGUAGUGCAUGCUUAUAGUCCUAGCACUCAGAUGGCACAGGCAGGCUGGUCUCUGUGAGUCAAGGCCAGCCUGGU